AUGUCCCACCGCCGAAAGAGGAAAGAGUACCUCACAGUGAAGGACCUGCAGAAAAUGCUCGACACCUGCAAGUUACAUCUGGGACAAAUCGAUGAAGUGUGGCCCAAUAUCUUUAUCGGAAAUAUUGCAGUGGCCCAAAACAAGACGGCUCUGGUGCGGUUGGGAAUCACACACGUCCUGAACGCCGCUCACUCCAAACAGGGAAGCAUCGGGAACCAGCAUUUCUACGGCAACGACUUUGUUUACCUCGGGAUCCCGGCUGAGGACUCCACCUACUUUGACCUGGACCAGUACUUCAGGCUGGCAGCAGACUUCAUCCGCAACGCUGUCAAGUCUCCAGACGGCAAGGUGUUGGUGCACUGCAUUAUGGGUAUGAGCCGCUCGUCCUCGCUGGUCCUGGCCUACCUCAUGUUCUACGAGCACAUGUCGCUGAAGCAGGCCCUGCACUGUGUCGUCCAGAAGAGGGCGAUCUACCCCAACAGGAACUUCCUGGCUCUGCUCCUGGACCUGGACCUGCAGCUGAUGAAGAGGAGGAAGAAGAGGAGGAUGUGUGCGAUCCUCUGA
This is a messenger RNA of Knipowitschia caucasica, 564 nucleotides long. Lineage: Eukaryota; Metazoa; Chordata; Actinopteri; Gobiiformes; Gobiidae. The record is from the annotation of a GenBank genome assembly.